AUGCUUGGCUGGAUCUCAAUACGGACACCUCCUUGUGCACCUGUGGUUCGCCACUUCUCCUCAGAGAAUCCCUGAGGAUCAGAACUUUCCAGCUGGAAGGAAUGUGAAAGACCCUGCAGUCAAAGCCAGUGAGUCACCCAAGGUCAUCCAGGACACUUGCUUCAUUAGCCAUCAGGAACCGGAAGGUGCCCGCGCGUGUGUCAUCCGUCCUCACUGCCUGCACUUGACACACCGUGCUCCGCCUGCUACCCAGCGCAGGAGGAAUAUGCAUGUGGAGAUUAAGGUCGCCCUCAACUUCAUCAUCUCUUAUCUGUACAACAAGCUGCCGCGGCGCCGUGCGGACCUCUUUGGUGAAGAACUGGAGCGCCUCCUCAGGAAGAGGUACGAAGGCCACUGGUACCCGGACAGGCCGCUCAGGGGCUCUGGCUUCCGCUGCGUGCACAUCGGGGACACGGUGGACCCCGUGGUGGAGCUGGCGGCCAAGCGCAGCGGUCUGGCCGUGGAGGAUGUGCGCGCCAACGUUCCCGAGGAGCUGAGCGUCUGGAUCGACCCCUUCGAGGUCUCCUACCAGAUCGGGGAGAAGGGCGCCGUCAAGGUGCUCUACCUGGACGACAGCGAGGGCUGCGGAGCCGCCGCCGAGCUGGACAAGGAGAUCAAGAGCAGCUUCAAUCCGGAGGCCCAGGUGUUUGUCCCCAUCGGCAGCCAGGACAACUCCCUGUCCAGCUCGCCCUCGCCGUCCGCGGGCCAGUCGCCCAGCCCCACCUUCAUCCCCCGCUCCGCCCAGCCCAUCACCUUCACUACCGCCACCUUCGCCGCCACCAAGUUCGGCUCCACCAAGAUGAAGAAAGGUGGCGGCGGGGCCGGGGGCGGCGCGGGAGGCCAGCAGCCGCCCCCCAGCCAGCAGCCCCGCCUGGCCAGGUCUCCCACCAGCACGCUGCUGAGGCAGAAGGGCCUCUCCCUGUCUAUGCAUUCUCUGAACUUCAUCGGGGCGGGGCCGGCCCCCCAGUCCCAGCUGUCCCCCAACGCCAAGGAGUUUGUGUACAACGGUGGCUCCCCGGGCCUUUUCUUUGACGGGGCCGAAGGGCCGCCCAGCAACGGCCUGGCCCCCUCCGCCUUCGGUGGCCCCGGCGGCAGCUCCGGCGGCAGCUCCGGCGGCGGCGGCGGCGGCUUUGAUGUGGCCCAGGUGUUCGGAGGCGGUGCCGGCGGCCUCUUCCUGGAGAAGUCGCCCUUUGUGGAGGGCCUCAGCUACAACCUGAACACCAUGCAGUACCCCAGCCAGUCCUUCCAGCCCGUGGUCCUGGCCAACUGACCGCCGCAGGGGCCGGGGAAACUGCCGCCAAGAGAAAGGAAAGGAAAGGAAAAAAAAAAAAGGAAAAAUAGAAAUAUACAAAAAGAUUUCCGAUCUUCUUCCUUCUGGCUUCUCGGACAAAACGAGGUGCACAGAGCAGGCCCAGGGCCUAGAGCUCCCCGAAGCCCCAACGCGGGUUUUGUCUUGAUCCCCUGAUGUUUUCCUGCCUGUCUCUGAUUUUUUUAGUUGGUUGGUUUGGGGUUUGGAAUUUCCUUCUUUCUUUUUUUUAAUUUAGGAUUUUUGUUUCCCCUAACAUCGUUAGUGGCUUCUCGUGCUGAAAGUGGUCCAGAUGGGUGUUUCCCCUUCCUCCCUCUCUCUCUCUUGUACCCCACUGAUAUGGGGCCUCUGCUGUCCAGAGAAUGGCCCAAAGGGAAGGAAGGCCUCUCAGGCCCCUGGGGGAGAGGAGAGAGGAGGGAGGGUCUCCCUGUUAGAUCACAGCCUCUCCCCACUCCCUCUCCAAAGCUAUGCACCCUUUGUGGUCUGACCGGACCCCCAAGACAUCGCUGUGGUCUGGCUGGUGAGGCGUGCUGGGCAGCAGUGGCUUCCAACCCCUCCCCAGCCCACUCCCACCCAGUUGGCUUAGGCCAUGAGGAGAAAAGCCUUUGGGGUCUUCACCUCAGUUCUGUGGCCUCCCUCACCUUACCCCUUUCCAGCUUGACCGAGCCUUUCAUCUCAGGGGCCCUAGGAGAGCCAUGCAACCCUCAGCGUUCCGCAACUCGGGCAUCUCCCUGGUGACUCAGUUGCCCCAUUUCUUGGGUGGGUGGGGCAGGUCCUGUUUCAGAGGAUUGAAAGGCUACAAAGCCAUAUCCUGGGGUGGGUGGUGUCUUUCUAGAUGCUGAGGUAUUCCUGAUGGGAAUGAGGUUGGUGGGUGGGGGAGGGUUAGUUCUGAGUCCUUUGGUGGGGGGUGGGGGGAUGGCCCUAGAACACUCUGAGAUCAAUUGGGGUGUGCAGCACUGAGUGGAAUUAGGGUUCUCAGCUGCCUGGUUUCCAGACUACCUGCACUUUUACUUCAGACUCUGACCAAAAAUACAAAGAAACAAAGGUUUUCCGCUCCUGGUGAGUGAGUCAGGGCUGCACAGCACAGCCGGCCUGCCUGGGCCUUCCUCCCCUCCCUCGGAGUCCAGCCUUAAGCCAGGGGUGCAGACUGCUGGCCCUGAGGAACCCUGGAGAGCAGUGCCUGGAGGAGGGGGCUUGGACAAAUGAGUGUCCUGAGACUUGAAUUCAGAGUUCAUUUUCCUUCCCCCUCUUCCCCCCUUAUUUCUGCCCUUCCUUGGCCUUAAGCUGCAGUGGGGCUGGCUGCACCUUCCCCUCAGAGCCUGCCCUUCAUUGCUGCCUUUUGUGGGGAGAGGCUGGGGCCGGACAGGAGCCCCCAGCCCGCCCUCCUCUGCCCACUUCCAGCCCUGUUCUGGAGUCAAGAUCAGUCUGAGGAGGCCUUGCUUUGCCUUCUGAAGUGCAAGAGAGGGGAGUGGGUAUGUGCAGCAGCUUCUGCUGGCCAGCCUCAGCCUGGCAGGGCCUCCCUCCGCCCAUUAGUGAGCUUCUCACACACCCCCAUCCUUCCCUGCCUCAGCCAUUGGGAUGUACCAAAGCUCCCUUGCCCAGGUGCCAAGGCUGAUAUGAAGCUGCGGUCCUGGUGGCAUCUUGGCUGAGGUCCCCGCUGCAAGCGUAGCUGCCCUCCUUUCCCACCCUGCUCUUGGGCAGGUCAGCUCUACCUCCCCCAGCCAGGUGACUUCCUGGCUUUGUAACCCAGCACCACCCACCCCUGCCCUCUGCACUGUACUCAGGGUUGAGCCCUGGCUGGGCAGCCCUUCUCUCCCUCCUUAAAAAAAAAAAAAUA
Phascolarctos cinereus (koala) is the source of this 3182-nucleotide messenger RNA. It is a transcript of the gene TOB2, whose product is annotated as transducer of ERBB2, 2. Lineage: Eukaryota; Metazoa; Chordata; Mammalia; Diprotodontia; Phascolarctidae. The record is from RefSeq and is a predicted model, not a curated record. Gene Ontology annotation, biological process: regulation of gene expression. Gene Ontology annotation, molecular function: transcription corepressor activity. Gene Ontology annotation, cellular component: nucleus; cytoplasm.